This is a messenger RNA of Pseudomassariella vexata, 579 nucleotides long. RefSeq lists its product as uncharacterized. The coding region runs from base 1 to 579 and encodes 192 amino acids. NCBI's taxonomy places the organism in Eukaryota, Fungi, Ascomycota, Sordariomycetes, Amphisphaeriales, Pseudomassariaceae. The transcript has 4 exons. The record is from RefSeq and is a predicted model, not a curated record.
AUGUAUGCACAGGCUUUAAUUUCGCUCGUUUUGGCCACUCGUAUCGUCGCAGCGAUCGAGUUCGCAGACUAUGAUCCGCAACCCGGCGUCCAGGCCGAGUUCAAACCAUUCUUUGAAGCGCUUGUCAACGCAGCUGAAGACCCGGACGUAACGAUGGGAUACACAGACUACUUCCCCGCUGAUGGCUUGCAAACCACCUUGUCUCUCCACUGUGUCGGCGCAGCAGGGAUUCAGAAGUGCAAAGAUGGGUUCCUGGCAGAUGGGCGACAGUUAGUGCACUGGCCCAACAUAACCUUCAUUGCGGGCAACAACGAAACCGCGACAGUCUACGAAGCCCAGGGCAGAAUCAAGAAUACAUAUAUCGGGGGCAACUGUUCGCAGAUUUACUAUAAAACGCAAUACACUGUGCUCAAGACGGAGAAGGGGGUUGACGCCGCACCCAAUUUGAACACUACCGCGCAACAGCAGGUUUACUGGUACCAUGAUUACUAUAUCAACCCAACUACGGUGCCAUCCAAUAUUCCGUGCGAUAGCCGAACCAAGAAGCGUAGGUUUGUUGAACAGGAAUGGAUGGCGUGA